CUCUGCCUCUUUUUUCCUUUCUCUCCUACCUUCCCUCUCCUAUUUUCUCCAUUCACACUCUCCCCGUCCACUUUUCCCUCUCACACUCCCCGCUUUUCUUUUUCUUCCUUCCCUCUUCUCCACUUCCAGCUGUUUUUGGCGCAGGCAGCCAGAACGAGGGAAGUUCUCCACCAAUUGUCUACGUCCAGAGAGAGGAGCUCAGGCGGUUUGGACCCCACCCCCCUUUCUGUCUCUCCCCUUUUCUGUGUCCUGUUGCUCCCCCUUUUUUUUUUUUCUCCUUGUGCAUUUUUCUCUCCUCCCCUUGUUGUGAGAGAGCACACCUGCUUGGUUUUGGCUGCCUUGCGCUCCGAUUCCAACAACCCCACAGGCCCUGUCAGACACUUUACAAUCUCAUCCUCCAAGUGGAGUGGAUUUUGGAAAGUCAAGCUCAUCUCACCGGCUUCACUUCUCCCCGUCUGGCUUCUCCUGAGAACAGGCUCUCUGCUAGCGGCACCAUGAGGACGGCCUGYCUCUCUCUGCUCCUGGUCACAGCCUGCUGGGCUCUGCCCUUCCAUCAAACCGGCUUCCUAGAAUUUAUGAUGGAAGAUGAACCUGGGUCAGGUUUGAUCCCAGAGCAUGCAGAACCUGAACAACCUAGGGUGUUUGAUGAACCUAAGUGCCCCUUCAGAUGCCAGUGCCACCUGCGUGUGAUCCAGUGCUCCGAUCUUGGCCUGAAGGUGGUUCCUAAAGACAUCCCUGAUGAUGCCACCCUGCUGGACCUGCAGAACAACAAGAUCACUGAGAUCAAGGAGAAUGACUUCAAAAACCUGAAAGGACUGCACGCCCUGAUCCUGGUGAACAACAAGAUCACCGUCAUCCAUGCCAAAGCUCUCAGCCCCCUGACGAAGCUGCAGCGCCUCUACCUGUCCAAGAACCUGCUGAAGGACGUGCCGGCCAACAUGCCCAAGAGCCUUCAGGAGCUUCGCAUCCACGAGAAUGAGAUCACCAAGAUCAAAAAGGCCUCCUUCCAGGGCAUGGCUCACAUGAUCGUCAUGGAGCUUGGGUCCAACCCUCUGAGGAGCGCAGGAGUCGAGGCCAAUGCUUUUGCUGACCUGAAAAGGGUCUCUUACAUUCGGAUUGCUGACACCAACAUCACAGACAUUCCCAAAGGUCUGCCCAGCUCUCUCGCUGAGCUUCACUUGGAUGGAAACAAGAUCACCAAAGUAACAAGCGAUAGCCUUAAAGGCCUGAAGAACCUGGCCAAGCUUGGACUGAGCUACAAUGAGAUCAGCACCGUGGAAAAUGGCUCUCUAGCUAAUGUGCCACAUCUGCGAGAGCUGCACCUCGACAACAACGUCCUGACCAGCGUUCCUCCUGGCCUCCCUGAUCAUAAAUACAUCCAGGUGGUCUAUCUCCAUGUCAACAAAAUCGCUGCUGUGGGAACGGAGGACUUCUGCCCUCCUGGCUUCAACACCAAGAAGGCCAUGUACUCUGGCAUCAGCCUGUUCAGCAACCCCGUCCCUUACUGGGAAGUCCAGCCGAUCACCUUCCGCUGCGUCUUCGACCGCACCGCUAUCCAACUGGGGAACUACAGGAAGAAGUAGAGCCGAGUGGCUCUGCGAGGAAGAGUGUAUUUGUAGAUGAGCGCAUGAAAGAUUUGUGUGUCAGGGCCAUAUCCCCGCAAACACUGAUCCCCUCCCCUCAUUUCCAACACUGCCACCUCCUGAAUAAUAAUAACAUUAAUAAUAUACACUCACAAUUCAACACUCUUCUACACAUGGACCUAAACCCAACAUAUCGUUUACAAUAUUUAGCUCCAAGGUUGUACACAGUACUUAUAGUUAGCACACGCUCACAAUGGUGAUGCUCCAAAACACAACAUAUCAGUCACAGAAUCAGUUAAGCAAACAUAUACAUUUUAACGUUCUUGUUCUUAAUUGUAAAAAUAAACCAAAAAGAUUUUAAACCUCACAACAAAAUAAGGCUAUGGAUCUGGACUAGAUUGCAUUUUUCAACUGAAGCGGGCCUGYAGAGCAGGCAGCAAGGGUAACCUGUGUUUAAAUCAUCGAUAUCAUCCUGUUUUUUGUUUAGUUUUGGUUUUUUAGAAUGUAUUUGAUUUUUUUCCUGUACGAGAGGAAGAGCAUUCAGAGUGAAACAUCAAUGUUGUGAAAGAACUGGAGUUUCUAUUUGUAUUGUGCUCAAUUCAAAUAGAGAUAAAAAAGCAACAAUGACUUCUGCCAUGUUGGGAUUUUUUGUGCUUUUGUGCUGUUUUAGCUGUUAAAGACAUUUUUUAAACAUUUUUCUCCAUCUCAUUCAUCUCCUGUUUGUGUCAGUUUUCUCAAAACAAGUUGCAAACAGCUUCACAAACUGCAAAAUAAACCAUAUACUUCUAAAAAUCAAAAGCAAUUCCCCCAAAAAAAUAUAUGCAUGCUUUUUUUUUUCUUUCAACUUGAACGAACUGCUUUCUGGACUUUUUUGUUUCAAUUGUUUAUGUAUUUCUUCAUUUUUACUUGCCCUUUAUUUCUCCUCCGAACAGUCAAGAUAAAUUGGAGGGUGCGUCCACAGCGCCCGUGUUGGUGUGAAUGUUUUCUGUAUAGACGCUGUAUAUAAAUGCUGUAUAAAAAAAUAAGAAAAGAAUCUCAUUGCUUAAAGGCACACGCACUUACCAAUGCUCAGACUUAAUAUAUCGGCAACAAAAGGUGUUUCUCUCUUUUUUUUUUCAACCCCAUCGGAGCAGGGGCUCCAGCUAAGGUGUCCUGAACAAAAUAAAAAUACUAAUAAAAAARCAGUAUUUGUUA
Austrofundulus limnaeus is the source of this 2777-nucleotide messenger RNA. It is a transcript of the gene dcn, whose product is annotated as decorin. NCBI's taxonomy places the organism in Eukaryota, Metazoa, Chordata, Actinopteri, Cyprinodontiformes, Rivulidae. Gene Ontology annotation, molecular function: protein binding. The record is from RefSeq and is a predicted model, not a curated record. The transcript is spliced from 8 exons. Bases 495 to 1583 code for a protein of 362 amino acids.